AUGCCGACCUACUUUGAUACAGUAAAAAAGGUGAGUGGUCGCACCCAUUGCACAGCGCUCAGCAAGGUAGACUGACACUUUUUGGAUCCUCUCGCAGUCCUACGCCGACGUUCCCAUCACAGAGGAGGGAGUGGACACUUCGACGUUCCUGGAAGCGACGGAUGGGCUGGUCAAGCUGUUCGACCUUCUGGGCUCUUCAGCUUUCGCCAUUGUUCAGAGUGACAUGAAAGGCAAUGUCGGAGUGCGUAGUGAUAAAUGCAGCGCGAGCGGCGAGAAGACCUCACCGAUAUUGUUUAAAUUCGUCCCUUGCCACUGCGCCCACUGUAGAAAAUCAGGGAUCGUCUCCUCAGCUCGCCUGGAAACUCUCACUCGCUUCAACUCCUGGUCAAGAAUGAGGGAGCGCCAGGAGACAAGAACAGGACUGCUACUCAAGGGCUGAUGUGGCUGCUUCGGUGAGUGAGUUGUGCUGCCGCCAAGGAAGAGAGUGAGGAGCUGCUCCAGCCAAGGAAGAGAGUACGAUGUGGAUGCCCCGCAGCUCGUGCCACUCUGGCUGGAAGGCUGCAUGUACAUGUCGCGCCCGCGAUAGUCGCGCUCAACCUCCACUUCUUGACUUUUGUGCGAGAGCAGAGGACUGGACUUCACAGCUCAAGCAUUGCGUCGCUCGGUGAACAACAAGGGCGAAGAAUUGUCCGUGAGCUUUACGAAAGCGUACGAGAACAGCCUUAGGCAGCACCACAACUUUGUAGUCAAAGGGGCUUUCAGCGUGAGUCAGAGUCCAUCACAGAGUAAUGUUCUCAUGUAGAGAUUGCGCUCAAGACGGGUCAUAAAUUCCUUUCGCCUUUAGCUCGCAAUGAAGGCGUGCCCCUACAGAACCGAUUUCUACGCCAAGCUUGGCUCCCCGCCCGAGCACGUCGACCAGGAGUUAAGGCGAUGGCUAGAUGCUCUGGAACUCAUUGUCAAGCAGCUGCAAGACUUCUACGUGUGAGUCGCGCCAGAGUUGGACUGGCGGCGGUGAAUGGCCGCUGACCAGCUACGUACUUCGACGCGAACCUCUUGUGGUCUUCUUCAACUCGCAGUGCUGGCAACUAUGGCAAGGGCUUCUAA
Ceraceosorus bombacis is the source of this 1104-nucleotide messenger RNA. The record is from the annotation of a GenBank genome assembly. NCBI's taxonomy places the organism in Eukaryota, Fungi, Basidiomycota, Exobasidiomycetes, Ceraceosorales, Ceraceosoraceae.